This is a messenger RNA of Ictalurus furcatus (blue catfish), 972 nucleotides long. RefSeq names its product SH3 domain-containing kinase-binding protein 1. The transcript is spliced from 7 exons. Lineage: Eukaryota; Metazoa; Chordata; Actinopteri; Siluriformes; Ictaluridae. The coding region runs from base 127 to 672 and encodes 181 amino acids. The record is from RefSeq and is a predicted model, not a curated record.
AAAUCCAGGCAAAUCCAGCAGCCGUGAUGCAGUGAGGAGUUCAGCUCAGGAAGGAGAACUGCACAUACUCUUUCACGUUAGUGUAAAGUGUAGAUCGUUCUGUCUGCGUCGCCCCCUCUGGCUGCUAUGGGGAACUACAGCUCUACAGAGAUUGAAGUUUUUAAAGGCAUUGUAUCAGCAGCGGGGAGCGAAACACACACACUGCAGAACCAAGCCUCAAUUAAUCAUCAUGAAGUGUGGGAUCGUCUGACUGAAACGCUGCAGGAACCCGAUCUGUUCUCCCUCAAGUUCCUCCACAACAUCACAGAGACGACCGGAGAACCUUCAGAACCUAAAACAGAUGCUCCUCCAGAACCAGAAGUCUCUCCAUCUCCAGAAGAUUCCUCUGCAUCCUCUAACUCCUCCUCCCCGACCGUCUCCUCCCUCAUUUCCGCACUCAGAUCCUCAGCUUCCUCCUUGUCACGUCCUAAACCCCAUCUCGUUGCUCACGGCCCUCCGACUUUACAGAAACUAAAUGUGGAGCUUCAAGACAUGAGAGAGGAGCUGGAGCUGCUGAAGACUCAGCACAAGAGAGAAAUUAAACUGCUAAUGAGCGAGCUAGAUGAAGAGAAGAAAAUGCGCCUUUCGCUGCAGGUCGAGGUGGAGCGUCUUAAGAGGCGCAUGUCCAAAUAAGACGUGAGCACGUCACAUUGUAAAGAUGUUUCCAUGAUAACUGUGGAAAUUAAACACACUCCCAGGAUGAAACGAUUUGGUGUUUAAGAGAAGGACACAACGUGCUUUGAGAAAAAUGGUUCUUCAUCUCCCGCGUCUUUGUGUUCCCAGAGCGUGUGGAUCCUCGGAUGACACGUGACGUGUUCCAUUCGUACUAACCUAUGAGUUCACUACCUAGUACACUAUUUACACCUGAAGUAAACACACCCCUUGGUACUGCACUCAGCGCACAUGGAUCUUACUGUAUGUGUAUAUCUUAUU